Molecule: messenger RNA, 732 nt
Organism: Microthlaspi erraticum
Lineage: Eukaryota; Viridiplantae; Streptophyta; Magnoliopsida; Brassicales; Brassicaceae
Source: the annotation of a GenBank genome assembly
AUGGGUGGAAGCCAUGCCAGCCCUACUAAUGACGCACAAGUGGUCAUCAAGAUGUUUAAAUCCAUCAUUUUUCCAAGGUUUGGAGUGCCUAGGAUAGUCAUAAGUGAUGGAGGUUCACAUUUCAUCAACAGAAUCUUUGCCAACCUUUUGAAGAAGCAUGGAGUUACUCACAAAGUUGCCUCUCCUUACCACCCCCAAACUAGUGGACAAGUUGAGAUCUCAAACAGAGAACUCAAGAGCAUACUUCAGAAGACAACAGGCAAGACAAGGAAGGAUUGGAGUGCCAAACUAGAUGAUGCUCUAUGGGCAUACCGCACUGCCUUCAAAACACCACUUGGUACCACCCCCUUUCAUCUUGUCUAUGGUAAAGCAUGUCAUUUACCUGUGGAGCUGGAGUACAAAGCAGCUUGGGCUAUUAAGGAGUUGAACUUCAACCUAAAGACAGCAGGAGAAAGAAGAUUGAUUCAGCUAAAUGAGCUUGAUGAGAUUAGGCAUCUAGCUUAUGAGAAUUCAAAGAUCUAUAAGGAGAGAACCAAAGCUUUCCAUGACCGCAAGAUCAUCCCAAAGAACUUGCGCCAAACGACCAAGUUCUACUAUUCAACUCAAGUGGUACUAUGGGACCCAAUGGGAGGAGACUUUACAGUCAAUGGACAAAGGUUAAAACCCUACCUAGCUUCCACCACCAUACCACAGGAGACCACACUGGCUCUUGGCGAUCCACCAGAUCCUUAA